AUGUGGGUCUGUCUCUCGCUAUCACUAUUGAAUAUAGCGUAUUGUUGCUGCCAGGCAGUUCCAGAGGGUCUGGUGCAACGUGGACCACUCAUAAUGUUUGUUCUGGUUGCCGUUUUGGUAGUCCUUGCCACUUAUGUGGUGGCUAUUCGUUGCCCGGAUUGCGGGACUGUUCCAGUUCCGUAUCCGCUCAGCACUUCCCCCACGUGUGGGCACCAGUCAUAUAAGAUCCGGUGUGAUGCGGGUGUGUUAAAGUUUGACACACUCAAUAACACUUACCCUGUCAUAUCGAUAACCCCAAAAAACCAACGCCUUGUGAUUGGGCAAUCACUCUUCUUACCAAACACUUGCAUCAUGGCUGAUCUUCCUACCUUGGGCAUAAAACUGAACACCUCUAUGCCCUUCACUAUUUCCUUAAACAACACUAUAUACUUCUUCAACUGUACGGAUACAAUGGGGACGCAUUCCUUAGAUUGUACAUCAACAAGCCCUUGCUAUGCCUACCAGAACGCCUUACCUCAGAUGUCCCUUUGUCGACAGACCCCACGUUGUUGCUCCUACCUAAAGGGCAGCUCAACAAACCUUUAUUCUGUUCUGCUCAUUAUGGACCGAUGCAGGGCAUACAACAGCUUUGUGAAUCUAAACAACUUGUUGCCGUAUAGUAAGUGGCCUGACCCUGCUGUGGAGUUGAUGUGGGAUUUACCACCAGAGCCACCGUGUACAGUGCAAGCUCACUGUGACUCGACCUCCACUUGCAGGGACACUAGGGAUGGCACACGAAGGUGCAUCUGCAAGCCUAAAUUCCGCUGGGAUGCAGCUGCUGGUCUAUGUGCUAAAGAUCUCAGAAAGGAAAGAUCAAGACGAAUAGUACUUGUCACAACUACAACUUGCACUAGCACCGUACUUUUUUUAACACUUGUAUUUGUGAUUACAAGGAGCAUUAAACGCCGAAGAAUCAAAGCAGCACGACAACAACUUGCUCGUGAGCGUGAAGAAAUAGUAGGGGCUAGUGGUAUUAGAAAAUCUGCCAAGAUCUUCACAAACAAAGAAAUCAAAAGGGCAACAAACAAUUUCUCAUCAACCGGGCUUCUAGGUGUUGGAGGUUUCGGAGAAGUGUAUAAAGGUUUGAUGGAUGAUGGCACCACGGUAGCGGUUAAAUGUGCUAAGCUUGGAAACACCAAAAGCAUUAACCAAGUCUUGAACGAGGUUCGAAUUCUAAGUCAAGUUAAUCAUAAGAACCUCGUACAUCUUCUUGGUUGUUGUGUAGAACUUGAGCAGCCAUAUUUGGUGUACGAGUACAUUCCAAAUGGGAGCCUCUUUGAUCACUUGCAUGAUCGAAAUAAACGGCCAUUGACCUGGAUUCAACGGCUAGGUGUUGCUCAUGACACUGCAGAGGGGCUUGCAUACCUCCAUUUCUCUGCCUCUCCGCCAAUCUAUCAUCGUGAUGUGAAGUCUAGCAACAUUUUACUCGAUAACAAGAUGAAAGCAAAGGUUGCGGAUUUUGGUUUGUCAAGACUAGCUCAAACGGAUGCAACACAUGUGACGACUUGUGCACAAGGUACGUUGGGGUACCUAGAUCCGGAUUACUAUUGGAACUAUCAGUUGACAGAUAAGAGUGACGUUUAUAGCUUUGGAGUGCUAUUAUUGGAGAUACUAACGGCUCAAAAACCUAUCGAUUUUGGUAGAUCGGUGGAAGAUGUGAACUUGGUCGCGUACAUCAAACGAAUUGUAAAUGAGGAACGAUUAGUGGAUUCUAUUGACCCAACUCUUAAGAUCAACGCAAGUUCGUUGCUCAUUGAUGCUAUGAAAUCAUUUGGGUACCUUGCUCUGAGUUGCUUGGAAGAAAAAAGAGAAAAUCGGCCUUCUAUGAAGGAAGCAUCAGAAGAAAUCGAGUACAUCAUGGGUAUCGUUGCAACCACCUCAGAAGAUCAUCUUCAAGAUAGAUAA
Erigeron canadensis is the source of this 1944-nucleotide messenger RNA. Its product is annotated as wall-associated receptor kinase-like 20. The transcript has 3 exons. The record is from RefSeq and is a predicted model, not a curated record. Lineage: Eukaryota; Viridiplantae; Streptophyta; Magnoliopsida; Asterales; Asteraceae. The coding region runs from base 1 to 1944 and encodes 647 amino acids. Gene Ontology annotation, molecular function: ATP binding; polysaccharide binding; protein kinase activity. Gene Ontology annotation, biological process: protein phosphorylation.